AUGAAACAGCAACAAAUGCAACCAAUACAUAGCACAAGCCACCAGGCAGCAGCAGCCAAGUGCUGUCAUGUCAUUGACAUGGAUGGCACCAGUACAACAACAAUAAGCAUAGCAACCACAGCAAAAACAAACAAUUACACAGCAAGCAACAACAACUACCAAGCUAAUCAUAGGCACCGCCCCCUGAACGAUAUACAGCUGGAUGAGCGAGAUGAAGAUGACGAUGAAGAUGAAGAUGACGACAACGAUGGAGAUGAGGACGAGAAUGAAGCAGAUGCGGAGUACGAUAACGAUAACGAUAAUGAUGAUUAUGAUGUGGAAGAGUAUGCAGAUGAUGCCGACUUAGAUGAUUAUGAAUACAGCGAGGAGCUGAUGCCUCCGCGCAGUCAAUCCAUUUGCCGUCACUGCCAACGCCCCCAAACGGAGCUACAGUCGCGCCAAUUGCCGACGAUGCGAGUGCGCAAAUCGCACUCCAAGUCACGUCAGCGCCAGCGCAGCAAGAGCAAGCAGCGCCAUCAUCAUUACCAGCAUCCGCAUCCGCAUCAGCAUCCACAUCAGCAUUUACAUUCUCAGAAGCCGCCAAGAUGGCCAGAGCUAAGCAUAGCCAAUGAGCAGGCGAUACGCUUUCGUUGUCCGCAGGUGGGGCCUCAGGUGGGUCGCGAUCUGCAUACGCCGCAGCCAAUGCAUUUCCAUCAUCCGCAGCAGUUGUGCCCAGUUCAGGGUCAGGGUCAGGGUCAAGGUCAUGCGCCACCCAAGCCAGCCAAGAGUAAAAACAAGAACAGGCAGCGCAACAAUCGCAAACAAGUCCAGGCAGCAGCAGCAGCAGCAGCAGCAGCAGCAGCAGCAUUAACAGCAGAAACAGCCGCCGCAGCAGCAAUUCCGCUGCCACCGCCGCUUCCGCCACCGCUGGAUAAUAAUUAUCGAGUGGCAGGCAUUGGGCAGACAGAGCUGCCCCAUACACCAGACUCGCCGUCGCUGGUUACGGUCAGCACUUGGUAUACGGUGGCCAAGCAGGGCGUCUCCUGCUAA
This is a messenger RNA of Drosophila grimshawi, 1029 nucleotides long. Its product is annotated as homeobox protein cut-like. The transcript has a single exon. Lineage: Eukaryota; Metazoa; Arthropoda; Insecta; Diptera; Drosophilidae. The record is from RefSeq and is a predicted model, not a curated record. The coding region runs from base 1 to 1029 and encodes 342 amino acids.